GUACCUUUCAGUCAGACACUCAGAGGGACUUGACUCUCCUUUGAAGCCUGCACAUCUCCAGUUCUCUGCCCAGUCUUGACAACCCCAACAACUAGAACAUGUAUACCACCAAGAAGUCGUACUCAAUCUCAGGCGGCACCGGAAGGUCCCAGAGGUCGCUUGCAGGGUCCCAAUCUGGCGGCUACACCGUCAAGAGAACCAGCUACAAUCUCGGCUCCACAGCUGGUGGUUAUGGUGGUGGUGUUAGCACUUAUGGUGUUGGUGGUUUAGGUUUUAGCAGUUCCAUUAGCUCUGGCUCAAUGGUUGGUGGUGCUUAUGGUAGUUAUGGAGGAGGAAUGAUUUCCGCCCCAAUCACCGCAGUCACAGUCAACCAGAGUCUGCUGGCCCCCAUGAAUUUGGAUAUUGACCCCAACAUCCAGGCUGUUCGCACCCAGGAAAAGGAGCAGAUCAAGACCCUCAACAACCGCUUUGCUUCCUUCAUUGACAAGGUCCGUUUCCUGGAGCAGCAGAACAAGAUGCUGGAGACCAAGUGGAGCCUCCUCCAGGACCAGACUACAACUCGCUCCAACAUCGACGCCAUGUUUGAAGCCUACAUUGCCAACCUGCGCAGGCAGCUUGAUGGGCUGGGCAACGAGAAAGUCAAGCUGGAGGGAGAACUGAAGAACAUGCAGCUCCAGGUGGAGGACUUCAAGAGAAAGUAUGAAGAUGAAAUCAACAAACGCACAGCUGCAGAGAAUGAGUUUGUGGUCUUGAAGAAGGAUGUUGAUAGUGCCUACAUGAACAAGGUGGAGCUGGAGGCUAAAUGCGAUGCUCUUCAGGAUGAAAUCAACUUCCUCAGAGCCAUCUAUGAGGCUGAGCUUCGGGAGCUGCAGUCCCAGAUCAAGGACACCUCUGUCAUUGUGGAGAUGGACAACAGCCGUAACCUUGAUAUGGACUCUAUUGUGGCUGAAGUGCGUGCUCAGUAUGAGGACAUUGCCAACCGCAGCAAGGCUGAAGCAGAGACCUGGUACAAACAGAAGUAUGAGGAGAUGCAGAGCUCUGCUGGACAGUAUGGUGAUGACCUUCGCACAACCAAGGCUGAGAUUGCUGAGCUGAACCGCAUGAUUGCCCGUCUUCAGAAUGAAAUUGAGUCUGUCAAGGCACAGAGGGCCAACCUUGAGGCACAGAUUGCAGAGGCUGAGGAUCGCGGUGAGUUGGCAGUGAAGGAUGCCAAGAUCCGCAUCAAGGAUCUGGAGGAAGCCCUUCAGAGAGCCAAGCAGGACAUGGCCCGCCAGGUGCGUGAAUACCAGGAGCUGAUGAGCGUCAAGAUGUGCCUGGACAUUGAAAUCGCCACCUACAAGAAACUGCUGGAAGGAGAGGAGACAAGAAUACUCUCUGGACCCAGCAGCGCAACCAUCCAUGUGCAGCAGUCCUCAGGCGGAUACUCCAGCUCCGGCAGCAGCUCUGCUGGAUGUGGCUAUAGUGGUGUAAGCAGCAGCCUAUUUCCUAGCUUUGGCGGCAGUAUUUCUGGUGGCUAUGGUGGUACCGUCACCAAGUCCACAGUAUCCACAACCAGCAGUUCCAGAAAAAUAUUUUAAGAAGGAGCGCAGUCCCUCUUCUCUUUAUGAAAAUCCUGAAUUGACCAAAAUCUGUAUGCCCUUUCACAGUCCUAUGCACAUAUCACUAUGGAGCAGGCAUGAUAGUCCAAAGAUUUGCCAUUUGCCAAAUUAUGUCAGUUAAAAAACAGCUACCAGCUACCAAUUAUGUCAGUUAAAACCCAGCUACGGUGGUGUGCCAAGAAAUACUGGGUCCAUUUAAUACUCAUAUGCGACAUUCAUCAUCAUUUAAGAGUUUCUUAAACUAAAUGCAAUGGAAAAUGUGUCUCUUUUCUGCACUGACUUCCAAUCAAUCGGAAAAGAGAUGCAAAAGAGUCAUAUCUGAACACAAUCUUGAAGAACAAAUGAGACUGCUCCAGUUCUCAAUAGCAGUAUCCAAUUUUUAGAUUUGAGUGCCAACACCAGUGAAGAGAGCUGGAGACCAUCAAUGAGAAGAUAUUUUACGUUUACAACUAAGAUACAAGAUUUGUUAAAAAAGUGAACUUCCUUGAUCUUUUUCUUUGCUCUGUCAAAUAAUGUCCUCUGUUGUUUAACAUUGCCUUGCUUUGAUGUUUCAGUUAUGUUGACACCAGAUUUAGUUUUGAAAAGACCCUCUUAUCAACAUGAUUGAUGAAAUCUGCAACAAAUACCAUCACCAUUAAAUCUGAGUACCCGA
Molecule: messenger RNA, 2250 nt
Organism: Phycodurus eques (leafy seadragon)
Lineage: Eukaryota; Metazoa; Chordata; Actinopteri; Syngnathiformes; Syngnathidae
Product: keratin, type II cytoskeletal 8-like
Exons: 9
Coding region: 99-1577 (492 amino acids)
Biological process (GO): keratinization; intermediate filament organization
Cellular component (GO): keratin filament
Molecular function (GO): structural constituent of skin epidermis
Source: RefSeq, a predicted model, not a curated record